Molecule: messenger RNA, 956 nt
Organism: Phlebotomus papatasi
Lineage: Eukaryota; Metazoa; Arthropoda; Insecta; Diptera; Psychodidae
Gene: Brms1
Product: breast cancer metastasis-suppressor 1-like protein
Exons: 3
Coding region: 131-850 (239 amino acids)
Biological process (GO): negative regulation of transcription by RNA polymerase II
Cellular component (GO): Sin3-type complex
Molecular function (GO): histone deacetylase binding
Source: RefSeq, a predicted model, not a curated record
UCUUGUCAGUUUUGUUUUGGUUUCUGUAUGGUUAAGAGGGACUCCUGCUAAAAUCCCAGUUUAUCGAGAUUCUGUGGAGUUUUAAGUGAUUUUGAGGUGUUUAGGGUGUGUGGGAGGAGUUGCUGGACUAAUGGUAAAGAUGCCAUCGAUAAAGAAUGAAGGAGAGAGUGAUGGUGAUGGAGAUAUGUCCGGAGCGGAAUCUGAACAUUCUGGCUCAAGCCGCGCCCCUGAUAGGGACUCCAGUGCCGAGGAAGCUGAUGAGCCAGACUCAGAUGACUCCUCCGAGAUGGACGAGAGUGAAUGUGAGCGCAGGCGAACGGAUUGCAUUGAUAAUUUAGCCAAUCUCGAGCGUCAAUUUGCCAUUCUGAGAGAUCAACUCUAUCGAGAAAAGAUCCAGCAAGUCGAUAUGCAAUUGUCUGAACUGCGCGGGGGACGAUCCCAGGAGUACCUGCUACCUCUCCAGAGACUCAAUGAGAACAUGAGGAUCCGGACCGAGGUGGCUGGUAUUCUGAAGCAGUAUCGUUUGGAAAAUAUAAGGAAUAAAUUUGUUUCUGAGGAACAAGCUGCCAGGCAGCACUACGAGAGUGAAAAGCAUUUGGCCACGGAUGCCAUUUAUGAGGAAUUGAUGGAGAAAAUCCGGAGGCUCGAGGAGGAUAGGCACAAUGUCGAUAUAUCAUGGGCGGAUUGGGGUACAAGUCAGAGAACGAGCAAGGUAAGAGGACCUGGGAGGAAAAAGGCAAUAACAGUUUCCGGGCCCUAUAUCGUCUACAUGCUGACCGAUGAGGACAUCAUGGAGGAUUGGACUGCAAUUAGAAAAGCCAUCAAGAGAUCAUCUGCAGCUGCCACCUGAUAUUUCUAGCACAAACCCUAAAGUUGCCGAAUAAAUCUAUCGAAUUACUGUAAAAAGAUUACUAUUUUCUAUAGGGUUACAGAAAUAAAAUUUUAAUGAAGAAAAA